This is a messenger RNA of Echinostoma caproni, 1218 nucleotides long. Lineage: Eukaryota; Metazoa; Platyhelminthes; Trematoda; Plagiorchiida; Echinostomatidae. The record is from the annotation of a GenBank genome assembly.
AUGGAAGUUAACCCCGUGCGAGUGAAAACAGAACCCACUCACGGCGGCAUUUCUUAUCCGCUAACCGUGGAAUCAUCCGUGGGUUCACAUCAGCUGAGCGUUGCAUACAAUGUUGUUCCGGAGGAAAUGAAACCGCAAUUGGAUUCAGUCUCUGCCAAUCAGUGUCAAGGCAACGGUCAGCGGUUGGAUGUAAAUGUAGGAUAUUUGGUACAAAACUCAUCGAUGUCUAAUCAGGUGAAAUCUGAAUACUUCUCCGAUACAUCACAACGAAGGGUUGGCAACUCACUGGACCCUUUAGUCAGUCUCACUCACGCUACUGGAAAACCAAAUGAGCUUCUGCAAAGCAGUACAUUUCAACGUGCUUUUAGCAACGUCAGGGAUACUGGUUCAGAAGUCGCCGAUCCGAACGACUCAAGUCAGCUGAAGUCUGCAUCACUCGUUGUACCUAAGCCUAGCGAGGCUCUUUUUGUACGUGCUCUGAUUGGGCGAUGCAAAAGAAUUGCGCCACUGUGGUUUCGUGGUGUUUCUUCGAUGCGUGAGCGUAAUCGCGAAGAAAAUCGUCGCACGGCGAGUAACAACGGACAAACACAGAGUGACUGGAGUUUGAUUGGUCUGAAGAUUGCGGAAAUGAAUGCCGGCUCGGAGACAGAUGCUGUAGCCAACCUGUUGAAGAAACUGUAUAAAGAACUUCCCACGGAUUCGGUUUUCUGGUUCCUCAAAUGUUGGCUCGGUAGUGAAGACAGUCGUAAUGAUCCGGACUCUUGUGUUUGGCGUUUGGAUACAAUAGUGGGAAUGCUGUACCACGGUUUACCCAUGUCCAGUACGGAUACCAAUAUUAUGGUGCACACCUGUGAUCAAGAGCUGUGCGUCCGACCUCAACACAUACGGUUUCGGGCCAGCUCAGUUGCCCUGGUCGUCGUAUUGAAAGCGCUCGCUCAGGCUGGCUACACUGUGAUUCCGCCACCUGUGGCUGCCGGACCCAACGGGGUUGCACCAAAUGCGUCGGAUGAAUCUGUCGAUGUGUUUGGUCCUUUCACAAUCGAGGAGUUGCAGCAGUAUCGAAGCGGUGAGUCAUUCGGUAGAUCAGGGCCUUCUUAUUGGUCGUUUUCCUCUCUUCUCACUCCGUACUUCAAUUGUCUGCAUAUGGUAAUUUAUGCUGGUCUUACUUCCUCAUACAAGUCGGUUUUGCGGUUACCCUGGCCAUUGCCGUUUGUGUGA